Messenger RNA from Dendroctonus ponderosae (mountain pine beetle), 1208 nucleotides. It is a transcript of the gene Wdr82, whose product is annotated as WD repeat-containing protein 82. NCBI's taxonomy places the organism in Eukaryota, Metazoa, Arthropoda, Insecta, Coleoptera, Curculionidae. The coding region runs from base 160 to 1110 and encodes 316 amino acids. The transcript is spliced from 4 exons. Gene Ontology annotation, cellular component: Set1C/COMPASS complex. The record is from RefSeq and is a predicted model, not a curated record. Gene Ontology annotation, molecular function: protein binding; chromatin binding.
CAACUCAUGCGUCAAAGCGAAUAGGUUAUGUCAAUUUUUGUUUUGCUGGAAAAGAACUUGAGGCUCGACAUCAACAAUGUAUAAACGACUGGAAUAAUUGUCUAUAGCCCAUAUUGUAGCCCUUUAUUACUGAACGGAAUUUUUUUUUCACUCGUCCAAAUGAAAAUGAAAUUGGUGGAUCAAGUGGUCCGCUCUUUUCGCGUGGCUAAAGUGUUUCGAGAAAACACAGAUAAAAUAAAUAGCAUAGACUUCUCCACCAGCGGAGAUACAUUGAUAUCUUGUAGUGAAGAUGAUCAGAUAGUAAUUUACGACUGCGAGAAGGGUACUCAAGUACGAACGGUCAACAGUAAGAAAUAUGGGGUUGAUCUGAUACACUUCACACAUGCCAAAAAUACCGCGAUUCAUAGUUCGACAAAAGUUGACGAUACCAUUCGAUAUUUAUCGUUACAUGAUAAUAAAUAUAUCAGGUACUUUCCUGGACAUACUAAAAAGGUUGUCUCGUUAUGUUUGUCGCCUGUUGAAGAUACCUUUCUGUCUGGGUCUAUGGACAAAACACUCAGAUUAUGGGAUUUGCGAUCGCCCAAUUGUCAAGGUUUAAUGCAUUUAUCAGGUAGACCUGUAGCAGCUUAUGACCCCGAAGGACUUAUAUUCGCUGCUGGAGUCAACUCGGAAUGCAUAAAAUUAUACGACCUUCGAUCAUUUGAUAAGGGUCCUUUCGUAACUUUUAAAUUAGCACAGGAAAAGGAAUGUGAUUGGACGGGUUUGAAGUUCUCCCGGGAUGGUAAAACAAUUUUAAUAAGUACUAAUGGUUCAAUUAUAAGACUUAUUGAUGCUUUCCACGGAACACCCUUGCAAACAUUUACAGGCCACCUGAAUAACAAAGGCAUUCCUAUUGAAGCAUCGUUUAGUCCUGAUUCACAGUUUAUCUUUAGCGGUUCAACCGAUGGACGCGUUCACGUCUGGAACGCUGAUACUGGAUAUAAAGUCUGUGUGCUUAACGCUGAUCAUCCUGGUCCAGUGCAAUGCGUUCAGUUCAAUCCUAAAUACAUGAUGUUAGCGUCUGCAUGCACAAAUAUGGCUUUUUGGAUACCUUCCGCUGACGAUGCCUAACUAGCGUUUAUAUUAUUUAUUAAUAGGGUUUUUAUAAGUUACGUUAAAUGUACUGAACCUUUUCAAAUUGAAAUACAAAAUUUUCCGAUACAAAAAUG